This is a messenger RNA of Mugil cephalus (flathead mullet), 1402 nucleotides long. RefSeq lists its product as uncharacterized. The record is from RefSeq and is a predicted model, not a curated record. The annotation marks the transcript as partial. Lineage: Eukaryota; Metazoa; Chordata; Actinopteri; Mugiliformes; Mugilidae. Gene Ontology annotation, cellular component: external side of plasma membrane. Gene Ontology annotation, biological process: immune response; negative regulation of T cell proliferation; positive regulation of T cell proliferation. The transcript is spliced from 5 exons.
UGGGACCUGUGCUGGGUCAUCCAACCUGCAGGCUCCUGGUUCUGGUUCUGGUCCUGGUCUCGGAGUCCAGUUCACAGAUACAGUGAGGAAGAGGAGGAGCAGGAGGAAGAGGAGGAGGAGGAGGAGGAGGAGAGUACGACACUAAAACCUCCAACAUUAAUCUGGACUCUGGUGGAAAGAGUCUCAGUCUGGACCGUUCUGAUUUGCUACUUGUCCACAGCGUCCUGCCAAUCUGAAGACGUUCGAGGUUUCCUCAGCGACGACGUCCUGCUGCCUUGUGUCCAUGGAGACGUCCGCAAUGUACCUGACAAAGUCAACGUCUUCUGGAGGGACAAAGACAACAAAAUUGUUCUCAACAUUGAGGACAGUAUAGAACACACAGAGUUCCAGAACCCGAGGUUCAAAGAUCGAGUGUCCAGCUUCCCUGAAAAGUACAAGAAGGGAAACUUCUCCAUCGUCAUGAAGGAUCUGAAGCCGGAGGACGAAGGCGUCUACUGGUGUCACAUCCUGGACGUGGAGGAGAAAUCCAUCAACGUCAAAGUCUUAGGUGAACGUGUUGAAGAACCUCGGACCGUUUCUCCAACAGAACCUGGAUCAGAACGUGGAUCAGAACGUGGAUCAGGUCGGGGGUCGGCGGUGACAGACUCCCGGCUCCUGGUUCUCCUCUCUGCUCCUCUGGUGAUGCUCCUCUUUAACCUGCACUAGAAUGUGUUCAUGUUCUUCACCGUCACCACAGACCCGACAGACCACAGGCCUGGUUACCAUGACAACAGAGGAAACCAGUCAUAUCUGUAUGUAUUCAUACUCAACACGUACAACAUAUACAGCAUAUAGAGUCAAUGUUUAUUGAAGAGUGUUCACAUCCAUCCUGAAAGUGGCUGUAAAGAGUCUUCACGCCUCUGUGAUAAAUAAACCUGGUUCAUGGAGGCGUCGGCUUCCGGUGUCGAACAUGUUAAACAUUUAGUUUAUCAGCGUCUCUGGCAGCAGCUUCAACACCAGAACUUCAGCCCUGGAUGAACCCUCCUUCAGCUUCCUGCUAUGUUGAAGAACUUCUAGUGACUUAUCAGCCCCCAUGACCCUGAUCCCAGGUCCUCCAUGGUCCCCCCACGGUCCCUCCAAGGUCCCCCCAUGGUCCCCCCACGGUCCCUCCAAGGUCCCUCCAAGGUCCCUCCAUGGUUCCCCCUAUGGUCCCCCCACGGUCCCUCCAUGGUUCCCCCUAUGGUCCCCCCAUGGUCCCCCCACGGUCCCUCCAUGGUCCCCUCAAGCCCCACUUCACACCUCAACACAUUUGUGUUCUGUGUCUUUUUUAUCUUCAUGUAUUUAUUUAUUUACCACAUGGUAUCUCUCUUGUACUUCCUUGCUGUGUUGAAAUAAACGUUUAUGUGCUCAACCUUCCUCCAAA